AUGAUGAAAAGAGUGUCUUUCAGUCCCACUAAUGACGUAAAGGUCUUCCAUACCACCAAAGCUCCCAUCUCCAUCAACGACACCAUCAAAAGUCGUAACUUCCAACCACAACAUCAACCCAUAGUUAAACUCACAGACAUCCAUUAUGUUCACAAUACGUUGAUGGGGAAAGUCACGGUGCAGAACCUCGCUUACCAUAAACAACUUAGCUUGAAGCUUUCACAGAACAAAUGGAGAUCCAGCAUAAUCAUCAAUGACUUCAGAUACUUAAAGAGUCAAGGAGAAUACGAUGAAUUCAUUUUCUCCUCCCCCGUCAGAUUAUCAGGAUCCAUAGAGUUGGUGGUGAGUUACCGGACCCAGGGCCAGGAGUUCUGGGAUAAUAACAAUGGUUCUAACUACUGCUUUACCAUCACCACACCAGUAUUCACCAAUGACUUCGAACUGUUUGAAAGUUUGACUGUUGAUUUCGACAGCGAUAGUGACAUCGAAGAAAUCAACGAUGAAAAGUUCUUGUUCGACCACAUAGAGACUAUUGUGGAAUGGGAGUUACCCAAACUCACAGAUUUCUAUUCCACAGACAUUCAAAUUGUAUCUUGGUAA
Molecule: messenger RNA, 600 nt
Organism: Yamadazyma jaroonii
Lineage: Eukaryota; Fungi; Ascomycota; Pichiomycetes; Serinales; Debaryomycetaceae
Source: the annotation of a GenBank genome assembly